GUCAAACUUGUUUUGGCCAAGGGCGAUCAGUGUUGUUGUUUACGUCCCAACGUGGUGCGAUAGAUUGGUUCAAACGAGAUGAUAUCUUGACCAAAAUGGCCAGCUCAAGUACGGUUCCGUUUGUUCCCAUCAAAACCAAGGCUUCGAUUGCGCUCAAGCACAAGGCAGAGGAGUCAUUCAAAGUGACGGUGUUCGAGCCAAAGAAAGCAGCACUGCAGAAAAAGCGGUCCCGGCCACCACCGCCGCCCAAGAAGGAUGACAGUGAGAAGAACAAGUCCGGGGACGACAACGACGACGAUGAGGAUGAUAUUGACGAUAUCUUUUCCGAUGCGCCGCGCAAAAAGCCGAAGCGAAAGGAAGACCCGACCGUGUUCGAUAUGACGAAAGCCCGGCGCGACAUCAUGAAUCUUGGCUUCAGUGGGUUUGACAAGGAAAGCAAACACCAGGCGAACGUUCGGCUGGCCAUCAAGCUGGGCGCCAAGCCGCCGAAAAACCAGUACCGAAACUAUCGGGAAAUUUUGGAGGAAAAGAAGGCGGCCAAAGAGCAGGAAGAAGAUACGGCGACGAAGAGAAGGCAAGGGCAGCUGGCUUACGGGGCAAUACAGUCAUACAACAAAAAUCAGCAGCGGAAGCGUGAGAAGCAACGAAACCCGAACGCGAUCAUGAAGCAUUAUGGCAUUGCAAAGCCUCGUAUAGGGAAAAAAUAAAUAAUUUAGUGGAAAACAUG
Anopheles coluzzii is the source of this 727-nucleotide messenger RNA. RefSeq lists its product as uncharacterized. Bases 96 to 707 code for a protein of 203 amino acids. NCBI's taxonomy places the organism in Eukaryota, Metazoa, Arthropoda, Insecta, Diptera, Culicidae. The transcript has a single exon. The record is from RefSeq and is a predicted model, not a curated record.